Messenger RNA from Prinia subflava (tawny-flanked prinia), 2756 nucleotides. It is a transcript of the gene CCN6, whose product is annotated as cellular communication network factor 6. Gene Ontology annotation, molecular function: heparin binding; integrin binding. The record is from RefSeq and is a predicted model, not a curated record. The coding region runs from base 1 to 1110 and encodes 369 amino acids. Gene Ontology annotation, cellular component: extracellular matrix; extracellular region. The transcript is spliced from 5 exons. NCBI's taxonomy places the organism in Eukaryota, Metazoa, Chordata, Aves, Passeriformes, Cisticolidae. Gene Ontology annotation, biological process: cell adhesion; signal transduction.
AUGGUGAUCCUGGCAACUGAUGAGAGGCUGGGUCUUCCUUCCCUUUUGCUCUUUGGGCAGUCAGAGCUGUGUGCUACCCAUAAUGCAUUCAAGUGCUCAAAACAGCCCACUGUGUGUAAGUUUUUCCACAGCCCACCAGAGCAGCGUGGAGAUAAACCUUCAGAAACUGAAGUCCAGCGCAAGGAGGUUUGCCGCUGGCCGUGCCGAUGCCCGCCGGUGCCAGCCUGCAGCCCCGGGGUCAGCCUGGUGAAGGAUGGCUGUGGCUGCUGUAAGGCCUGUGCCAAGCAGGCAGGAGAGCCCUGCAAUGAAGCAGAUGUCUGUGAUCCCCACAAAGGGCUCUACUGCGACUACUCGGAAGAUGAGCCUAGGUAUGAAACAGGCGUGUGUGCAUAUCUGGUAGCUGUAGGAUGUGAGCUCAAUGGAGUUUAUUAUGCCAACGGGCAGACCUUUCAGCCUAACCGGCUUUAUAAGUGCCUGUGUGUCAGUGGUACAAUCGGAUGUACCCCUGUAUUCACACCAAGAUUAGCAGGCAGCCCCUGCGCCAGGGUCCCAGGCAGAAAGAAGCCAGGACAAUCCAUCUGUGGCCUGGAACAACACAAGCAACUUCAAUCAAACAACUACAGACUGAUGUCAGUUUACAGAGGCUUACCACUAGUUUUGAAGAAAAAGUGCCUCAUACAAGCAACUCCCUGGACACCCUGUUCCAGGACCUGUGGCAUGGGCAUAUCCAGCAGAGUGACCAACGACAACAGAAAAUGUGAAAUGAAAAAAGAAAACAGAUUAUGUUUCAUCCAGCCUUGUCUGACCAAUAUGCUGAAGAAAAUAAAGAUUCCAAAGGGAAAAACAUGUCAACCAACUUUCCAGCUUCCAACAGAAGAGAAGCUAGUUUUUUCCGGAUGCUCAACUACUCAAAGAUACAAACUAACUUUCUGUGGAGUGUGCUUGGACAAGAGGUGCUGCAUUCCUAAUAAGUCCAAAAUGAUCACUGUUCAGUUUGAGUGUCCCAAUGAAGGCUCCUUCACGUGGAAGAUGAUGUGGAUAACAUCGUGUGUGUGUCAGAGGCUUUGCAGUGCUCCAGGAGAUAUAUUUUCCCAACUCAAACUCCUAUGACAAAUUACACCAUGGACUAUAACACACAGACAGCACAUUCACACCCUGCAGAGUCAGCAUAACCUCCUGCCACAGCAGUGUUUAUAAUGAAAUAGUACACACGUGAAUAUUUACUCAUUUAUUAAACAGCACCUGUAAAACGCCAGCAGGCAUCUUUUUAAAUGUAACUGCUUUUACAUGGGGAGAUACAUUCUUGAGAAGGGUGUAUCUAACACCAGCAGUGCUCAAACAAGAACUUUCAGUAACUAAGAAAGGCACAGCAAGAGAGCUUCAUACCCUACUCUAACAAGUUUUUGCCCACAAAGACAAAUAGAUGCUCUAAUGUAUUAGGAAAAAAAUUGCCCUGUAAUACUUCAUCUAUCAUUCUUCCUUCUUAAAUUAACCUUUACUGCUAUACAUCUGCAAUAGUAGAACACAUCAAUGCUGUUUUGAAACAGAAGUCGUCACCUUUAAACUCAGACUGCUUUUUGCAACAGAUGGUCUUUCUCUAGUAUUAUGGAUAUAAACACUGGAUGUGCAAAGGAACAAAUAAGUGGAUAACUGCAAAUAAUAGAUGCAAGACUUCAGAAAAUUGCUAUUUUUAGAACAUUUUCUUAAAAAUGCUCUCAAUAAAUGUUAUCACAAUACUUUAUUGAAUACUUCUGGACUUAUACAUUCAUAAUUGUGCUUACUUACAUAUCCACUCCAACUGUGCUAGAAGGACUUCAAGUUUCAAGAAAUCAUUGUAUCAAUCCAUUCUGAUCUGUAACAGUUCACUGGCAAGCAACUGGAAACAGCUAUACAUUCUAUUUUUUAAAAGUUCUUAUUGUAAUAUAAAAAAGCUACUUACUCUGAUAAUUAUAAAUAUUAAAACAUCUAUUUUAUUUGCAUUCUUUCACGGCUAUAUGUGUUUUUCUCCAAAUGGUCAUUAUAACUUCAUCAUAAGUGCAUGUUUUGCUCAGAGGUAUUCUGUAUUAUCUCAUUAUCAAGUGCAACUCAGCAUUCAUAAAUAUGAAUCAUUAAAAUAUUAUUUAAUAUUCCAAGUAUAAUACUUGAAACAAAUUUUUUUUGUAAUUUUCUGUUAUUGCCAAUUUUGGUAUCAACUGAGAAUGCUCUAAUAUUCUAAGUACAACACAGAAGCAGAAAAACUAAAAUGAGAAACACAGCUUAAAGCAUUCUGAAAUGUCUACUGCAGAGUGUAAGAAAGCAGUUGCAUUAGAGACUUGCUUUCAUCUUUGAAAAGGGGCUUUACAUGGGCUUUUCUUCUCUUCACAGUCACUUGCUAAAAACUAAAUCUAGCAACAGUGAUCCUUCUUUGAAGCAAGACCUACCUUUAGUUUACUGUAAGUUGAAAGUCUGAGAAGGGAGUUACAUUUUUGGCUGCUACAUAAAACCUUUCCUCCUUUUCUUCACAGCAUAUGGUCUGUCAAUUUACCCCACAGUUAGGAUUAUCAUCCUUACUGAUACCAGCCACAAUUAGGUGCCACCAAAUCUUUCUUACAGGCAUGGCUCACCACUUAAAGACAACUCUUGAGGUAAGGAAUUUGUUGUGCUGGUCCCACUUUGGAAUUACAAUAGCCAGGCAUGCUGCAAGUCAUUCUGGUUAACUGAAGUGGCUGGAUACUUAGGGAAAGCGCUUUUUUGUUGCUGUUUUUAAAAUCAGACCU